AUGUCGUGUAGCGGGAGGCAGGGGCGUUGCAGGAGAGGGGGAGGGUGGCCCUGGGGAACAGAUGCAAAGCCACCACCACGACUUGAACAAAACCAAGUGUGGUGUUCAGAUAUAUGGAGGCAGGUGUGUGGUAGUUUUGGCGUCCCGUGGAACCUCGUGGUCGUCAUAACGGUGCUUACGGUGCUGACAACUACGAUAACCCCAGGAUGGUGUCAAGAAAAGCCUGAAACUACAAAAGAGUGCACUGUGCAUCCUGUGACGGAGGACGUCUCCACGCCUGAAGUGAGGUUCUCUCAGGCGGGAGAAGUGGUGGUGGGUUUGCUCCCGCCGGUCCCUGGAGAAGUCCUUGCGGGUCUUACGUUUACAAUCACGACGUCCACCACAAACACUGUCCUGAAAGUGCUCAUGGAUAACCCCAAGACCCUCGAGUGCUGGCGGGGCUCCUACCUACUGAGAACGUUUAAGAAUCUCCCGAGUUUUGCCACGGAGAAGUCGUACGAGUGGCGCCACGUCCUGGUGUCCCUGAGAGACGGCAGAAUCCUGCUUAACAACAGCCUAGAGGUGUGUCCGGAGGUGAAGGUGGAGGGAAGUAACCUAACCCUUGUCGUUUCGACGCUCAAGCGAUCCAACGUCGUCUUCAACUGCCAAGAAGACCAUCUCUCUUACGCUUAUAUCUGGCGGCUUUUGGUAGUCACUCGUUACAUCUGGUGA
Molecule: messenger RNA, 711 nt
Organism: Penaeus chinensis
Lineage: Eukaryota; Metazoa; Arthropoda; Malacostraca; Decapoda; Penaeidae
Exons: 3
Coding region: 1-711 (236 amino acids)
Source: RefSeq, a predicted model, not a curated record